Aspergillus clavatus NRRL 1 is the source of this 1272-nucleotide messenger RNA. RefSeq lists its product as uncharacterized. Bases 1 to 1272 code for a protein of 423 amino acids. The transcript has a single exon. The record is from RefSeq and is a predicted model, not a curated record. Lineage: Eukaryota; Fungi; Ascomycota; Eurotiomycetes; Eurotiales; Aspergillaceae.
AUGCUUGAGCUGCACAAAUCCUCGGACGAAGCUCCGAAGCAAUCCAACACUGCCGCCAGCACGCCAUAUCUCUGGAUCGAUGAGAGCGCGUCACCCUCACUGGCGAGCAGAGCGAUAUCCUCGCAGCAAACCGAGGUAUACACCGAUUAUGUGCUCACUACUUUCCCCUGCUACUUCCGAUGCACCGCGAACCGCGUCCCAGUGACCUGGUUUGACUUCGUCCACAACCGACGCGGGUCGAUGAACACCUGCUUCGACUGGGCACUGCGCGCAAGCACCACAGCAUACACCGGAACCCUGCACAAUGACCCGCGUUACACAUACGCAGCAAGGGUCUUCUACGUUCGCGCGCUCCGUAGCCUGGCCACGAUGCUAUCAAACGCUUCGACCGCGGCUUCCGACGACGUGCUGGCCACAAUCAUCUCGCUGACCUGCUUCGAGAUCCAGAACUGCACGAACCCCGACUCGUGGCUACAGCACGUCGCGGGUAUCAAGACGCUCAUACGCCUGCGGGGCGCCCAGGCGCACCUCCACGGGUUCGGCCGCGCCAUGUACCUGACCCUCCGGGGCCUAAUGGUGACAGCUGCGCUGCUAUCCGGCGAGGAAUGUCUCCUCCAGGAACCGGAGUGGCAGACGCUCAACAGGCAGAUCGCCGCCGAGAACGCGCGCUGCCCGGACUCGUUGGCGUACACCGACGUCGCGGAGCGCGCCUUCAGCGAGAUUUCCAAGGUCCCCGGGUUCGUGAAACGAGUCCGCGAGCUGCUCGUCCGGCCCCCGCGAGACAGGUCGGCGGCCCAGCCUGCCUUGCUGCGCGCCGUCCUGGCUACGCGGGCCACGCUGCGCGGCAUUCACACCGAGUUCGCCGUCGCGGUGUCUACGGCUCAGACGAGGCAGAACAAGACGCAGGGGUUCAUCGGCCCCGUGCCCUACCACUUCUUCGAUGGCUUCUUCAACCUCUACGUCCGGGGCAUCCGCUCCGCGUUGCUCAUUCUCAACAAUCUAAUCCUAGCCAUGGACCAUAGCCAGCGGGUGGCCAUCGAGGAGGAGAAUCGGACUCUGUCGGGGAGAAUCCCAGACAAUCAGCUCAAUCCGAAGACGGAAGCCUGCGACUCCUCCCCGCUUACGCCGUCGAAACCGUCCGGUAAGCCUGAUCUGGUCGUGCGGUCGCUGGUGAUCCCCACGCGAUCUUGCGAGCCGUCUACGUCGGAUUGGUUGGACCGGCUUCUGGCGACUAUGGGGAUGGAGGGUGUGAGGGUCACGUUAGUGGACUAG